Paramormyrops kingsleyae is the source of this 4339-nucleotide messenger RNA. RefSeq names its product CAP-GLY domain containing linker protein 3 (gene clip3). NCBI's taxonomy places the organism in Eukaryota, Metazoa, Chordata, Actinopteri, Osteoglossiformes, Mormyridae. Gene Ontology annotation, molecular function: microtubule plus-end binding. Gene Ontology annotation, cellular component: microtubule plus-end; cell cortex; nucleus. The record is from RefSeq and is a predicted model, not a curated record. Gene Ontology annotation, biological process: cytoplasmic microtubule organization.
GGAUUCAGGCUUCUAGAGAGUAGAUGGCCAGGCGGUGAAUGGAGCUCGGAGGCACCGUGCAUGAGUCAGACUGACGCAGGCUCAGAGGAGAGACGCAGCACGAGCAUCCAUUCAGUCCACCAUCAUCUCCGAGCGGUCAGCAGUCACCUAGCACGGCAGACACAAACAAAGGCGCCUUGUGAGGUAUUCUAGCACAAUGACAAAGGAGGAGACAGCUGAGGCGGAGGAAGCACAGACAGGCCUUGAGUAUCAGAGCCUGGGCCUGGAGGCACGGAAGCGGCCUAUGGUUCACCCAUCUGCCCCUGCACCACUUCCAAAAGACUACGCUUUCACGUUUUUCGAUCCAAAUGAUCCAGCCUGUCAGGAAAUCCUCUUUGAUCCGCACACCACAAUUCCAGAACUGUUCGCCAUCAUACGACAGUGGGUGCCCCAGGUCCAGCAUAAGAUUGACACCAUUGGCAGUGAGAUCUUAAAGAGAGGCUGCCUUGUCAACGACCGCGAUGGACUGACAGAUAUGACCCUGCUUCACUACAGCUGCAAGGCUGGGGCCCAUGGAGUCGGUGACCCUGCUGCGGCACUUCGACUGUGCAACCAGCUGAUUAGCCUGGGUGCCGAUGUAAGUCUGAGAAGCCGCUGGACCAACAUGAACGCUCUGCACUACGCUGCCUACUUCGAUGUGCCAGAACUGAUUCGAGUGUUGCUCAAAGCUUCGAAGCACAGAGUACUGAACUCUACUUGUAGCGACUUCAGCCAUGGGACGGCCCUGCAUAUUGCGGCCUCAAACCUUUGUUUGGGGGCUGUUAAGUGCCUCUUGGAGCACGGGGCAAAUCCCACCGUCAGGAAUGACCGUGGCCUGGGGCCGGCUGAGGUCGUCCCAGACCCUAUGGAUAUGAGUCUGGACAAAGCGGAGGCAGCAAUGGUGGCCAAGGAGUUGAAGCAGCUUCUGCUAGAUGCCGUGCCACUCAGCUGCAACCUUCCACGCGCCACCCUGCCCAACUAUGAUAACAUUCCUGGAAAUCUCAUGCUUUCUUCUCUGGGGCUAAAACUCGGUGACCGUGUUCUCCUGGAUGACAUGAAGGCGGGGACACUGCGUUUCUGCGGGACAACUGAAUUUGCCAGUGGCCAGUGGGUCGGUGUGGAGCUUGAUGAAGCUGUGGGAAAAAACGAUGGUAGUGUAGGAGGGGUACGCUACUUCAUCUGCCCCCCCAAACAAGGACUUUUUGCCCCUGUGUCAAAAAUUACUAAAGCCGCUGAUCAGACCCCAUCAUCUGUCACCUCCACCCCCAAGACUCCUCGCAUGGACUUCUCCCGCGUCACUGGCAAGAACAAAGCGGAGAAGAAGGAGAAAGAACGAGGAAAAACUCUUCGAAACAAGUCUUUGUCUGCUGGAAGCCUGAACCCCGAUGGAGUGACGGUGGAGGUGGGGGACCUGGUGCUGGUGGCUGCACAGAAGCAGGGAAUUGUCCGUUUCUAUGGCAAGACAGAUUUUGCUCCAGGAUACUGGUUUGGGGUGGAGUUGGAGCAGCCAACAGGAAAGCAUGAUGGAUCUGUGUUUGGCGUUCGCUACUUCACCUGCCUGCCCAAGCAUGGAGUUUUUGCACCACCAUCUCGUGUGCAGAGAAUUGGUGGACCAAAAGAGUCUCAGACUGAUGGCACUUUGGUGAAGAAAGUUCACCAGGUUACUAUGUCCCAACCCAAGCGUAACUUUACGUCAGUAAGAACACCCAAGGAAAUUACAUCAGAAAGCUCCAUAUCAAGGUUGCUCUUCUGUUGUUGGUUUCCCUGGAUGCUGCGUGCAGAGAUGCAGUCGUAACCCCCGAUUUCUUAAUCCUUCUCUUCAUUCUCUAGAUCGAAUGCUCUCUUUCCUCUUAGUGUCUGUGGCAUUUCUGCUUUUCUCUGAAAACCAACCAGACUGUUGCCGUCAAUAUUGCCGUAGUAAACCAACACACCUCUGUCCCUGGUCGCAGUCCUAUAGCAAAACCUAGUGCCUUGUAUCGUAACUAACGUCCUGCAUUCCGUUUGUUACACUAACAUGUCUAAAAAACUGGGGGGUGGGGGCUUAAAGAAAGAAAGUAAUAUAUUGACGUUAGUUUUAUAAGUUACUUUUUUCGUUUUAGUGUUCGCUGCUAGCUAAUCCCCAUGUUAAAUAUGACCAAAAUCAUUUUGAAGUCAUACCAGGUGCACAGCAUUCUGAUGUCAAUAAACUAGCUUUAUUUUCUACUAACACACAAAGCAGCUUUAACAUAACUAGGCCAUAAAGAUUUUGCUUCUGAACAUUUGUUUGCUACUGCUUGUACUGUCUUUUUCUUGGUUUAUUACACCCAUAUGUGACACCAUAAGAUGGAAUUUUGGAUGUAAUUUGUCAGUUUGAAAAGCCUGAGUGAUUAAUCAAAUCUAUAAAUCUCCUAUAAUGCAUGCAUUCCUAAAUUGUAGAAAAGGAUUAUUGCCAAUUUCAUUUGACAAAUAAUGGACGAUAAGCCUUUGUUAUCGUGAUAUUUUCAAAUGAAAAAUUUUGUUUUGGUUUUGACACAUUUAAGAAAAAAAUUGACUGAAAUUAUUGCAGAGCUUCUUUGAUUACAGUAUUAUAUAAUAUAUAGGGCAAAUGGCAGCGGCAAGAAGUGCUAUUUGGAAAUUUGCUAACCAAAUUUCAUAAACUGCCAUGUACAUAGCAGUUAAGCAGAUUGUGUAGACUCACAAACUAGCUAAAAGCUGAAAUAGUUUAAACCUUGAAAACAUCUUAAAUUGAGGGGGUGCUGACAUCUAUAGGAACAUAAAUCAAAAUAUUUGCUUACAUGGUAAAGUCAGUUUUGACUUGCCUUCGCAUGUUGAAGUGUCCGAAUGAUAUUACAAUCAAGUUUUCGAUCUCAAAAAUACCAGAAAUUAUGUUUACUCAUCACACAUGGCUUUGUGGCAGUUCAUCUUUAUAACUAUCAGCAUUUUGACUGUAUAAUUCAAUUUUACCAAUGAAAACUAGGGUGUUUCUGUCCUUGUGUACUGCACUUAUAAAAAAAGCUAAUUGUUCAGUCAAUAUCUAAGAACUGCCAGUUCAUAAGUAUAUUGGGAACAUUAGGCAUCUAUGUAUUAAAAAUGUUCAUAUAAAGUUGUAUACAUUUGUCCAUAGCUUACUAUAGACUGAUGAAUAUUUUGCCAUCGCUUGCUUUGUGUCCAACUGUGCUGGUUGAGGUGUUGUAAAAUGGAUGUCACUCUCAAUUUUCAGAUAAUUGCUAUAAAACAUUAGGCAACAUUCCCAAAAUGGUUUGUGUGUUGUAUAUCAUUAAGCUCAUAAAAGAACUGAAUUUUGCAGCUUAAAUAUCAAUAGUGACUUUAAUCAUGUCAGGAAAGCAGGCUUUUCAUGCACACACAAAACUCACUUUCACAUAAUUGCAUAAAGAUGAGCAUUUCAAACAGAAUCUGCCACAGAUAAUGUUCAAGGAUGUGUUCAGUGGUCAUUUUAGCUUUUUAGUCCUCUAUAUAACUUCACACUGCAUUACCAGCAGACAUAUAAUUACUUUGAAAAUAAGAUACCAUUCAGGAUAUACUCAAGUAGGAAAGUAUGAACGGUGUACCUUUCUGAGAUGGAUUUGAUUGAGUGUUUUAAUGAGACAGGAAGUCAUUUGUAAUAUCAUGUCUUGGACAGUAUACAAAGUAUCAUUUUUUCCUUCAUGCAUAGAUCCAUCAAUACUUUUGCAAUCUUUGAUAAAACUUUCAGUUUUGUUAAUGAAUGAAGGAUUUGUGUGGCAUACUUCUUGAAUUGUUCACUAAUCAACAAAAUACAUAUUUUAAGGUUGGUGUUUCAGGGUCCUGUUCCCCUUUGUGAUUUUACAGUAAUAAUGAGUAGUGUCUGUCAAAAUGAUGCAGCAAGUAUGCAAGGAAACUCACUUUAAAAUUGAUAUUACAGAAAACCAGUUUUUAGCUUGCUGUAAAAAUGUUAAUAGAUGACUGCGCUUCCAUGGCUGAUUUUUUUCUGCUGGAUCGUAACUACGUUUGAAUAAGUCAUAGACCAAAGUGCUUGAUAAAUGCUGGGCCUUAGUAAACAUUUGACCUUCAUAUAGGUGAAUGUUUUACUGACUUAGAUAGCCAGCCAUGGAGCGUCUGUCAUUGUUGUGGAUAUAACACUGGAUAUCAGAUAUCGGAAGGCUUCCUCCGAUAGUAGCUGGUAGAUUUAUGAACUGUUACAAAGUGAGUUGAUUCUUAACAUGACAAUUUAUUUGCAUAUCGGAUAUCUGCUGUCAGCUUUGUGGUUGUUUCUUUUGCCAUGUUCAGUGAAAGAUCUCAGCUAGAUUAACAAAAACAUGUUUGUAAUGUUGUGGGGUUAAAAUAAAGUCCCAAUAAUAGUUAA